AUGUCAGCCCUACGGAUUCUUGUCCCCGUGAAGCGGGUUAUUGAUUAUGCUGUCAAGCCCCGAGUUAAUAAGUCCCAGACGGGCGUCGAAAAGGCCGGCGUCAAGCACUCCAUGAACCCAUUCGACGAGCUUUCGGUCGAAGAAUCAGUGCGCAUCCGAGAGAAGAAGCGUGCACCUGGCGGUGUCGAGGAUAUCUGUGUCAUCUCAGCUGGCCCACCCAAGGCGCAAGAUGUGCUGCGAACAGCCAUGGCAAUGGGCGCAGACCGGGGAAUCCAUGUUGAACUGAAGGAGGGUGAGGAGAUUGAGCCUUUGACGGUAGCCAAGAUGCUCCAGAAGGCCGUGGAACAGCAGAAGAGCAACUUGGUGGUUCUUGGCAAGCAGAGCAUCGACGACGAUGCCAACCAGACAGGUCAGAUGCUGGCAGGUCUCUUGGGAUGGCCGCAGGCUACACAGGCAAGCAAGGUCGAGUUCGGCGCCAAUGACGAGGUUACUGUUACAAAGGAAGUGGACGGUGGUGUCGAGACUGUGCGCGCCAAGCUGCCCAUGGUCAUCACCACAGAUCUUCGACUUAACGAGCCUCGAUACGCAAGUCUGCCUAACAUCAUGAAGGCCAAGAAGAAGAAGUUGGAGAAGACAAAGCUCGAGGACUUUGGUCUGGAUGGAUUGAAUCGUCUCAAGACGAUCAAGGUUAUUGAGCCUCCUGCUCGACAGGGUGGUGGUAAGGUGGAGGAUGUCGGUGGCCUGGUUAGCAAGCUUAAGGAGCUUGGUGCUUUGUAA
Fusarium coffeatum is the source of this 777-nucleotide messenger RNA. RefSeq lists its product as uncharacterized. The coding region runs from base 1 to 777 and encodes 258 amino acids. Gene Ontology annotation, cellular component: cytosol. Gene Ontology annotation, molecular function: electron transfer activity. The record is from RefSeq and is a predicted model, not a curated record. The transcript is spliced from 3 exons. NCBI's taxonomy places the organism in Eukaryota, Fungi, Ascomycota, Sordariomycetes, Hypocreales, Nectriaceae.